UAACCCAACCGGGAAGUAGAUUGAGAGCGCGGAAUAGUCAAAAAAUAGCAUGCGUGCCUCGAACCUGCACUUUUUAACAGCGUUGACCAUUCAUGAGCGAUGUAACUGAGUAACGUUGGAAUAAUGUACAACUGGUGCCAAUGUAAAGUUGCUCGUACCUUGUUUGCCUAUUAUGAUUAAAAUAAUAUCUGAAAUCGGGCCCUAACGCGGGCGUAUUGGAGGUUGCUAGCUAACUAGCUAGCAUCAGUAAUAAUUCUCCAUUACUUCUGGCUUGGAACAUCAAACAAUAGCCCAAACUGAACACGGGCACAAUCAACAAAAUGUCUAGCUUUAACUUCGGAUCGACGACUAUUGGGGCGCCCGCCGCCGGUGGGGGCUUUGCGUUUGGUGGGGCGACCAGUGCGCCCGCACCUGCAGCCAAUGCCGGCUUUAGCUUUGGUAAUGCACUGGGUGCAGCGUCUGCCGCUCCGGCAGCGGCCGCAACCGCCACUCCAGCCCUCAGUCUCUUCGGCCAGAAACCCACAGGAGGCUUCUCUUUCAGCACACCUGCCGCAGGUGCUGUGGCACCCACUGUUGGGCUUACAUUAGGAGCCCCUGCUGCUGCGACCGCCACCACCGGCUUCAGCCUGGCCUUCAACAAGCCCGCUGCUUCAGCCGGGCCCUUCUCGCUCACAGCCGCCACCACCGCUGCAGCCCCGGCCUCCACGGGCCUGAUGCUGGGCUCCAUGCUGGGCUCCAUGGCCCCUCAGCAGCAGCAGCCGGCCAUCUCAGGCUUCGGCAUGGGACUCGGAAGCAUCGCCGGCAGCAGUGCGGCCCCCGCAGGCUUCUCGUUGGGCAACAGUCUCUUUGCAAACGCUGGGGCUGGUAUGGGCCAGACCACACUGGGAGGAGCGGGCCUGACCCUGGGUUCUCUGGUAGCCCCCCAAGCCGCCGCUCCCGCUCUCAGCAUGGGACUGGGUGGGGUGGACUUCAGCACGUCCUCAGAGAAGAAGAACGACAAGUCAUCGGGCGCCAAUCCUCAGGACAGUAAAGCAUUGAAAGAUGAGAACCUGCCUCCAAUCAUCUGUCAGGAUGUGGAGAAUUUCCAAAAGUUUGUGAAGGAGCAGAAGCAGGUUCAGGAGGACAUCAGCCGGAUGUCCUCCAAGUCCAUGGGCAAAGUGCAGGAGGACAUCAAGAGCCUCAAGCAGCUGCUCUCGGUCAGCGCCAGCGGCCUGCAGCGGCAGGCCCUGGCCAUAGAGAAGCUGAAGAUGGAGACCGCACAGGAGCUGAAAAACGCUGACAUAGCGCUGCGCACCCAGAAGAUCCCCCCCGGGUUGCAACACGAGAACACGGCUCCCGCAGACUAUUUCCGCUGCCUGGUGGAGCAGUUUGAGGUGCAGCUCCAGCAAUACAGGCGGCAGAUCGAGGAGUUGGAGAACCACCUUACCACGCAGGGCAGCGGCUCACACAUCACCCCUCAGGACCUGUCCAUGGCCAUGCAGAAGUUAUACCAAACCUUUGUGGCACAGGCCGCACAGUUGCAGUCUGUCCACGAGAACGUAAAGAUCCUGAAGCACCAGUAUCUGUCGUACCGACGGGCCUACUUGGAGGACUCCACCGACGUGUUCGAGUCCAAGCGGGCCUCCAACAGGAAAUGGCAGAGCACGCCGCGCCUCACCACCGGUCCCGCCCCCUUCUCCAGCGUGCCCAACGCCGCGGCGGUUGCCAUGGCAGCCACGCUCACGCAACAGCAGCAGCCUGCUCCAGGGUCCCAGGCACCCUUGGGUGCAGGGUUCGGGAACCCCUUUGCCUCGGGAGUCGGUACUAACCUGGGCUCUUCCAGCCUUGGAGGUUAUGGUGGGGUUCCGGGGUUUGGCGGGGUGGGAACGGGGGGCUCCACUUUCGGCUUCUCCACCAGUAAGCCCACAGGAGGCAGUCUGAGUGCAGGCUUCGGUAGCAGCAACACCUCGGGCUUCAACUUCAGCAGCCCGGGCCUCAACGCCUCGGCCGGGCUGACGUUCGGUGUCUCCAACCCCCCCGCGGUGGGCUUCGGUACGCCGGGCGCCCUCCAGCUCAAGAAGCCCCCCGUAGGCAAUAAGAGGGGCAAGAGAUAGAAACGUCAGCGUCGACCACUGAGAGAACGAGAAAAACAUAGAGAACAUAAAAACGCAUUGAGAGUUACAUACCUUAAGUUGUGGUUAGGCAAAUUGGCCCUCGGAGAUUGUUGCGUCUCCCAUCUGCUAACAUUAACAGCAUCUGGAUCUGAGGUUAGAGCACAAAAGCGACAGCGUUUUGAACAUGUUUUUGUUUAGUUUUAUCAAACUGUUUUCAUCUCCCACAAUUGAAUUGUAGUUGCCAGUGUAGCUCGUCUUUAUAUAUGGUUUCCUGUAUUGGUUUUAAAUGUUUUUCUUUGGAAGUUCCUAAGAUGUAUAGUACAAGUGAGUUUUGUGGGGUGUUCAGUGCAAGCAGUUGUGGCUUCACUGACGGAAUGUAUCUGCUGUUUAGACCUACGGACGUAUAUCGUCCACUUUGAGAGACGGUGUAGUGUGGUCAUUGUUUACCUUUUACGGCAUUCGGUCUGAUGGGAAGGUAGCAUUUUGCUGCUUGCGUUGCAUUGAAAGCAUGACUUCGUCCAUUGGCAUCGGCUCGGUAUUGCUGCUCGAGUACCUUUGCUUUUUAAGCACCGCAGUGCUUUUAGUAAUGCUCAACUUAAUAAAUACAGGUGAUGCGUCAAGUAUUCAAGAAAAUCGCCAGGGAACAUUUGCAUCCUGGGUCAUUUGCAUAAUUCAGAUAAGACUCCUUACCAUUAAACAAUUUGAAUAAAUUUCAAGCAAGUAACCACCAAUUAUGUUACUUAAAGCGGAUACAAGGGAAUGAAUGUGUGUGGUUUCAACCUGACAGAGCGGUUGGGGCGUUUCCAUCUCAAAAUGUAAUCUGAUUCAAGACUUUUGUAGGGACAGGAGACGGUACCCCAGGAAGGGUCUUUUUUGGGGCGGGGGGGAUAAGCACAGUUUUAUUUUUGUAUCCAAUGGAGAAAACCUUAAUUUUGUUAGGAGGGUAACCAGCACAUGGGGGGGGAGUAGUCCCUGAAGUCCAGACAACCCUAUGUUGUCGUCUCUAUAGCGUCCAGCCAGUUUUGUAAGAUUGUGUUCCAAACACACUUUCUGUGACUGUUGAAAUGUCUACCAUUGGGGGCAAACCGAAUUGGAAGGAAUAUUGUGUUCUUGAUAUUAGGUGGUUUGUAAGUGUUUGAGUCUGAAAGGGAUUGAUUGGACACACUGAUUCUUCCAUCUGCUCCCUGUAGGCAACCAACGUGUGUACAAGUCAUAAGCAUUUUGUUUGCACUUGCUAGAGAAUGUGCUGGCAGUGACUUUGUGAAUGUGCCUGCUGUGUACUAGUAUGAAAUAUAGUCUGUCUUUAUCGUUUGACGUCUUAUUUUGUCCUGAUGAGUCUGAAAAAAUUGUGUUUUUUUUUCUCUAUUCAAACAUCUGUCUGCUACCAAAUACUUGGACUUGUGAUAUUUUUUCCCCCAUUUUUCUGUUAGUGUCAACCUGUAUUUUCAACAACUUCUCUUUAUAAAUAAAGUACUUGAGAUGUCUGCCUUCUAAACCU
This is a messenger RNA of Gadus chalcogrammus (walleye pollock), 3591 nucleotides long. It is a transcript of the gene nup58, whose product is annotated as nucleoporin 58. Gene Ontology annotation, molecular function: structural constituent of nuclear pore. NCBI's taxonomy places the organism in Eukaryota, Metazoa, Chordata, Actinopteri, Gadiformes, Gadidae. Bases 321 to 2093 code for a protein of 590 amino acids. The record is from RefSeq and is a predicted model, not a curated record. Gene Ontology annotation, cellular component: nuclear pore. Gene Ontology annotation, biological process: nucleocytoplasmic transport. The transcript has 14 exons.